Messenger RNA from Sphaeroforma arctica JP610, 572 nucleotides. RefSeq lists its product as hypothetical. Gene Ontology annotation, biological process: retrograde vesicle-mediated transport, Golgi to endoplasmic reticulum. NCBI's taxonomy places the organism in Eukaryota, Ichthyosporea, Ichthyophonida. Gene Ontology annotation, cellular component: membrane; Golgi apparatus. The record is from RefSeq and is a predicted model, not a curated record. The transcript has a single exon. The annotation marks the transcript as partial.
CAGGUACAGAUACGUUCGACAAGUAUACUAUAUAGAGCUUGAAUGAGAUGUCAUUGUAGUCGUUGUAUCCACACACGGAGGUUUAUGUAUAGUACAUUUUAUUGGCAUGAAUAAACAGUACUUUCAUAAGGCAUAUAUAUAUACUUUAUACAAAUUGUCAACAAGUAUAACGAAACAUAGAUAUACAUAUAUACAUACUUGUUUAUUUUUUUAGCAACCUAAGCCAGAAUGACAAGCGUUGUAAUCAACGGAGUAGAACCUAGCAACGGCCACAAGGCCAACACCGCCAAUGUCAACAGUGUAGCAAUACUAGUGCAUGAAUCACAUCCCACGAUAAAGGCUCUGGCUAUGAUUAUAGUAUUUGGAUGGAUACUUACUAUAAUUACACCUAUACGCAAUGUUUUAUCACUCACACCUGCAUACUUCAUGGGAAGAUUCUACGUGUGGACCAUUGUCACGGCGACAUUGAUGGAAAGCAGCUUGAUCAACAUGAUUGUAGGACUUUGGAUGUUGUUCUAUUCCGCCGCUAAAGUGCUUCCCUUAUGGGGAAUACAUGAGUAUAUUAAGGUAUU